GUCUUCCUUUAGGGAGCCCACGGUAGCCUCAGAGUCACUCACUGUCUGGCACCAGGAGGAGGUGACAGACCUCACUGCACUUUACAAAAGCAACAGACAAGAAGUUCUACAGGACAGAGAUACCCAGAGUCAAGAGUGGACCAUCAGGAUAAAAACUCAAGGACUUUGAAGAACCAUCUAACAUUGGUGCAAUUCUCAGGGCUGGGCGCAUCUCUUUGACGACCCUCUAGUAUUCCAGUCAACCUACCUGGGACAGAUAUUUUGGCCUUGAAAAGCCUAAUCCUUCUACACUUGGACACUACAUUAAAUGGAGGAUCCAAUGUCAGAAAUGUCCAUGAUAACAUUUGCAUCACCAACAGAGUCUUCCAGAAGCAACUCUACGGAUGACAGCCAAGAUGGUAAAAGCCCUGCUCCUGGCAAGGUCCUGAACUCGGGACUUCUCUGUAAAGUGUGUUCUGACACCAGCAGCGGGAAACACUACGGGAUAUAUGCUUGCAAUGGUUGCAGUGGCUUUUUCAAGCGCAGUGUGAGGCGCAGACUCAUCUACAGAUGUCAAGCUGGUACAGGCAUGUGUCCAGUGGAUAAAGCCCAUCGGAAUCAGUGCCAGGCCUGCCGCUUAAAGAAAUGCCUUCAAGCUGGCAUGAACAAGGAUGCUGUUCAGAAUGAGCGUCAGCCCCGCAGCACUGCUCAAGUCAGGUUAGAUGCUCUUGAUGUGGGCAAGGACAAGGAGCACCUCACCACCACCCUGGAGCCCACCUCCUCGUCCACCUGCACUGUGAUCAACCGUCCACUGCUGGGCUCCAACAUCAGCUCCAGCAUCAGCUCAACAGAUACUAGCCAGUGCUCCAACAGCCCCAAGAAUGGACAUCGCUUCAUGGCCAGCCUGAUGACAGCAGAGACCUGCGCCAAGCUGGAACCAGAGGACGUGGAUGAGAACAUUGAUGUGACCAGUAAUGAACCUGAAAGGAGUUCUCCGGAGUACGGCAGUGCUCUCUACCCCUCGCGUGGACCCGAGAGUGUAUAUGAGACCUCAGCCCGCCUACUCUUCAUGUCUGUUAAAUGGGCCAAGAACCUGCCGGUGUUUUCCCAUCUACCAUUCAGAGACCAGGUGAUUCUACUUGAGGAAGCAUGGAGUGAGCUGUUUCUUCUGUGUGCAAUUCAGUGGUGGCUACCUCUGGACAACUGCCCCCUGCUGUCCCUGCCGGACCUCUCACCCCCAGGCCAGGGCAAGGGAAGCCCUUCUGCCUCGGACGUGAGGGUCUUGCAAGAAGUGUUUAGCCGCUUCAAGCCCCUGCAGGUGGAUCCAACUGAGUUUGCAUGCUUGAAAGCCAUUGUUUUGUUUAAACCAGAAACACGGGGACUUAAAGACCCAGAACAGGUGGAGAACCUACAAGAUCAGUCCCAAGUGCUGCUAGCUCAACAUAUCCACACUCUUUACCCAAGUCAAGUCGCCAGGUUUGGCAGACUAUUGCUUCUCCUUCCAUCCCUUCACUUUGUGAGCUCAGAAAGAAUCGAGCAACUUUUCUUCCAGAGAACCAUCGGGAACACGCCCAUGGAGAAACUCUUGUGUGACAUGUUCAAAAACUGAGGAGCUUUUUUCUGAAAGACUGUUUUUAGAGGAGUAAACUCCUCAGGACUUUAGGUGCUUUGCUUUACUGCCAUGUUAGUUAUGAUGCCAAUGAAUCUGCCUGAAUGCUAAAAAAAAGUGCAAAUGUAUAUAGGCCACAAUAUUGUUUGCAUAGGUUGGUUAUUUUGCCUCAUUAUGUCAUACUUUAUGACUCUCUUUUUUUGUGUCACUGUAGUUUUUAUACCCAUAACCAGGGCUUAAAUUUGAGCAGGGCCGUCCGGGCUGACAUUAACGCUUCAUUAACGCCAGACAAGUAACAUGAUUAACAAUUAUUCUGAUUUUAUUACAUUUAAAGUAAGUGGCGACCAGUGGCUAUAGCUACUGUAUAUAAUGCAUCUAUUGACAGUAUAAGGUUGUGAGUGAGUCAAAGUUUAAUUAGCCCAUGCAUAAACAUCUGAUGAAUCUGCCGUUUGAACGAAUCGUUUGAAUGAACGACUCAAUGACUCACUCAAUAAACUCUCACUAAUGGCACCUACUGGCGUUUUAAUUUAAUUGAAAAGUAUAAUUUCCACCAUCAUUUCUUGUUUGUAUAUUCAAAAAUAUAUAAAACAUGCAGAUUAACAUGU
Molecule: messenger RNA, 2193 nt
Organism: Cyprinus carpio (common carp)
Lineage: Eukaryota; Metazoa; Chordata; Actinopteri; Cypriniformes; Cyprinidae
Product: photoreceptor-specific nuclear receptor-like
Biological process (GO): anatomical structure development; negative regulation of transcription by RNA polymerase II; cell differentiation
Molecular function (GO): RNA polymerase II cis-regulatory region sequence-specific DNA binding; nuclear receptor activity; zinc ion binding
Source: RefSeq, a predicted model, not a curated record